UGUGUCUGUGUCUGACAACACAGACACACAAACACAGAUCGUCAGCUGCACGGCGCCAGGACCGUGCCACGAUAACCCAGCGACCAGAAACUGGGACAAUACGAGUGUCCGCAUUGGGGAGGGGAGGAGGAGGAGGAGGAGGAGGUGGAACUGGGCUGCGGCUGCACCACAAUGUGAAGGGAGGCUCUGAGGAGGAGAAGACAUGAAGCGCAAGAGCGAGAGGAGACGAGGCGAGUCGAGGAAGAAGCGCUGCGGCUCAGAGGGGGGGCCGAACUCCGACUUGCACAUGGAGAUAACAGAUCAACUGUACUUCGCCAUCCUCCAUCAGAAGAUCAAGAGCACUGCAGAGAGACACUGCUUCUGCAUAGACGAGGAGCUGGCCUAUGAGAACUUCUAUGCGGACUUUGGUCCCCUUAACCUGGCCAUGUUUUAUCGCUUCUGCCUCAAGCUGACAAAGAAGCUCAAGUCUAUUACGCUGUCAAAGAAGAAGAUAAUAUUUUAUACAUGUGGAGACCAGAAAAAACAGGCCAAUGCUGCCUAUCUAAUAGGCUCAUAUGCGGUAAUGCAUCUAAACAUGAUGCCAGAGGACGCCUACAGUCUGCUGGUUGCGAGGAAUUCAACAUACAUCCCAUUCAGAGACGCUUCAUUUGGAAGCUGCAUGUACAACCUGAACAUCCUGGAUUGCCUCCGUGCCGUUCAGAAGGCUUUGCAGUACGGCUGGCUGGACUUCUCCAACUUUGAUGUGGAGGAAUAUGAGCACUAUGAGAGGGCAGAGAAUGGAGACUUGAACUGGAUCAUUCCAGGGAAGUUCCUUGCAUUCAGCGGACCUCAUCCAAAAAGCAAAAUAGAAAAUGGGUAUCCUCUGCAUGCUCCCGAGGCCUACAUGCCUUACUUCAGAAAACACAACAUCACCGCCAUCAUCCGCCUCAACAAGAAGAUGUACGAUGCCAGGCGUUUUACGGAUUCAGGCUUUGAACACCACGACCUGUUCUUUGUUGACGGGAGUACACCGACCGACAGCAUUGUCCGGAAGUUCCUCAACAUCUGUGAGAACGCAGAAGGAGCGAUAGCGGUCCACUGCAAAGCGGGUCUGGGGAGGACUGGUACCCUGAUUGGCUGCUAUAUGAUGAAACAUUACGGCCUGACUGCUGCAGAGGCCAUUGCCUGGAUACGGAUCUGCCGGCCAGGGUCCGUUAUCGGGCCUCAGCAGAACUUUGUGGAAGAGAAGCAGAACAAUUUAUGGGCAGAGGGAGACGUUUUCCGAGAGAAGAUGCUCAAUGAACGAGAGAACGGCAAGGUGGCUGUCACAAGGAUCCUGUCCGGAGUGGACGACAUAACCAUCAACGGCAGCAACAAAAACAGGGCAACUAAGAAAGAAGAAAUUGAUCUGUAUAAUGAUGAGGAGGAGAGAAAUGGCCUCACGCAGGGUGAUAAACUGCGAGCGCUGAAGAGCAAGAGGCAGGCCAGGUCGUCAUCAGGCUCACUCACACAGGAGGAGAACAAGAUUCACACCAGGUCGUCAUCACAGUCCCUGAGCAUGUCCAUCUUACAGGCCAGUGUUCAGGGCUGCAAGACCAACCCCAUGGCUCUGUCCGACCAAUCAGACAGCAGAAAGAGAACCAGAACCUCCCUGCCAGCCAACAGUGUAGGAGGAAGCUCCCUGUGCCACACCAGACUGGUCAGGUCCCUAGGCAACUUGCAUGUAGUGGCUGGCGACAGGGACCCAAUGUGUUGUGAGCCAUGCGGCAGCCAUAGAGACGCAGCCAGUGCCACAGCCAACACAGGCACUUUCAUCAACUUAAACAUGGCACAGGUCCACCUGCAGUCACUCUAUACCCAAAGCUAGAGCUCCUCUACUCCGGUGAACCUGUGGAUCUGCAAAGCCUGAUGAACUUUACAUGAAAUCCUUUGUAUACAGCAGAACUAGUUAGUUGAUUCUUGAUUUUGAGGAACAGAUUGGUACAAACUUUACCCAACAUGUCAGCAAUUUAUAGAUUUGUUUUUUUUAAUUCCAAGUUAUUUUCGCCUGAAGGCACUUUGGUUUUUAUAAUUUUAACAGCAUCAUGAGACAAACUGAUAGUUUUAAUCAUUGCCUGGUUGUUCCUAUACUUUUAAAGCAUGCAGUAGCAAACAUCAGAUUGAAAUAUAUCUAGAAGACUGGCAUGUGAAUGUGUGAAUUCAAGAGAUCUCCUCCAGAAAACGCACUGUACAGCAGAUAUUCUGCUUUUUAAAGAUGGAUGCCUCACACAAUACAGUACUGCACACAUUUGUACCCUGGUUCAAUAUCUAGCUCGUCUUUUAACCCCAUCAUAUAUUCAAAGCUUUUCAAUACUGUAAAUGUGUGAUCAUUUGAUAUACUCAGUUUGUAUUUUGUAAAUAUUUUUGUACUAUGUUUAACUCAUGCUAUGAAAAGUCAACGGUCCUAAAAGGGACCUGUAUCUAAAUCAUGCUCAUAAUCCACAAUAGAAGUUUGCCCAAAGCACAGAAUUGGAGAUUUUAAAUAAAUUGUACCCACCAAG
This is a messenger RNA of Limanda limanda (common dab), 2519 nucleotides long. It is a transcript of the gene cdc14b, whose product is annotated as cell division cycle 14B. Gene Ontology annotation, cellular component: spindle pole; centrosome; nucleolus. The coding region runs from base 203 to 1846 and encodes 547 amino acids. The transcript is spliced from 15 exons. Gene Ontology annotation, biological process: cilium assembly; protein dephosphorylation; regulation of exit from mitosis. The record is from RefSeq and is a predicted model, not a curated record. Lineage: Eukaryota; Metazoa; Chordata; Actinopteri; Pleuronectiformes; Pleuronectidae. Gene Ontology annotation, molecular function: protein tyrosine/serine/threonine phosphatase activity; protein serine/threonine phosphatase activity.